Purpureocillium takamizusanense is the source of this 342-nucleotide messenger RNA. RefSeq lists its product as uncharacterized. NCBI's taxonomy places the organism in Eukaryota, Fungi, Ascomycota, Sordariomycetes, Hypocreales, Ophiocordycipitaceae. The record is from RefSeq and is a predicted model, not a curated record. The transcript has a single exon. Bases 1 to 342 code for a protein of 113 amino acids.
AUGACUCCUCCUAGUUCUUCUGCCGCCGCCGCCAUGUCUCCGGCCGCCGCAGUAGCCGCACGUCAGGAACGAAACGAUGAUGCCGCAGAACGUGACAAUGCCGCUGAUGAUGGCCUGGAGGAUGCCGCCGAUGCCGCUGAUGACGGCCAUGAUGCAGCUGCCAAUCGUCUGCAGGGCAGAUCGGAUCUGUUUGUCCCAAGUUUUCCUGUCAGCAAUGAUUCGGGGAGGGGGGGAAAUCGGGCGGUGAGCGCCCGCCCGCCGGCAGUGGGAUCAUUUGUUCUACAUACGCAGGAGAGAACGCCACCCAUGUUGGCGAUGUGGAUGUGGACUGGGUGCGUGUGA